Ictidomys tridecemlineatus (thirteen-lined ground squirrel) is the source of this 2658-nucleotide messenger RNA. It is a transcript of the gene Kcnq1, whose product is annotated as potassium voltage-gated channel subfamily Q member 1. Gene Ontology annotation, biological process: potassium ion transmembrane transport. The record is from RefSeq and is a predicted model, not a curated record. Gene Ontology annotation, cellular component: voltage-gated potassium channel complex; membrane. Gene Ontology annotation, molecular function: voltage-gated potassium channel activity. Lineage: Eukaryota; Metazoa; Chordata; Mammalia; Rodentia; Sciuridae.
CCGCGGCCGCCAGUGAGCCUCGACCCGCGGGUCUCCAUCUACAGCGUGCGCCGCCCGCUGCUCGCGCGCACCCACGUCCAGGGCCGCGUCUACAACUUCCUCGAGCGCCCCACGGGCUGGAAGUGCUUCGUCUACCACUUCGCUGUCUUCCUCAUCGUCCUGGUCUGCCUCAUUUUCAGCGUGCUGUCCACCAUCGAGCAGUAUGCCGCGCUGGCCACAGGGACGCUCUUCUGGAUGGAGAUCGUGCUGGUGGUGUUCUUUGGGACGGAGUACGUGGUCCGCCUCUGGUCUGCAGGCUGCCGCAGCAAGUACGUGGGCGUCUGGGGACGGCUGCGCUUCGCUAGGAAGCCCAUUUCCGUCAUUGACCUCAUCGUGGUGGUGGCCUCCAUGGUCGUCCUUUGUGUGGGCUCCAAGGGCCAGGUGUUCGCCACGUCCGCCAUCAGGGGUAUCCGCUUCCUCCAGAUCCUCCGGAUGCUGCAUGUGGAUCGCCAGGGAGGCACCUGGCGGCUCCUGGGCUCUGUGGUCUUCAUCCACCGCCAGGAGCUGAUAACCACGCUCUACAUCGGCUUCCUGGGCCUCAUCUUCUCCUCCUACUUUGUGUACCUGGCCGAGAAGGAUGCAGUGAACGAGUCGGGUCGCGUUGAGUUCGGCAGCUACGCGGACGCGCUGUGGUGGGGGGUGGUCACAGUCACCACCAUUGGCUACGGGGACAAGGUGCCCCAGACCUGGGUUGGGAAGACCAUCGCCUCCUGCUUCUCCGUCUUCGCCAUCUCCUUCUUCGCACUCCCAGCGGGCAUCCUGGGCUCAGGGUUUGCCCUCAAAGUGCAGCAGAAGCAGAGGCAGAAGCACUUCAACCGGCAGAUCCCAGCAGCAGCGUCCCUCAUCCAGACUGCGUGGCGGUGCUACGCUGCCGAAAACCCCGACUCCUCCACCUGGAAGAUCUAUGUGCGGAAGCCCAGCCGGAGCCCCGUGCUGCUCUCGCCCAGCCCCAGGCCUAAGAAGUCCGCCAUGGUCAAGAAAAAGAAGUUCAAAGUGGACAAGGAUAACGGGGUCAACCCUGGAGAGAAGGUGCUCACGGUCCCCCACAUCACCUGCGAUCCCCCAGAGGAGCGGAGGCCAGACCACUUCUCUGUCGACGGCUACGACAGCUCUGUGAGGAAGAGCCCCACGCUGCUGGAGGCGAGCCCGGCCCACUUCCUGAGAACCAGCAGCUUUGCCGAGGACCUGGACCUGGAAGGGGAGACGCUGCUGGCCCCCAUCACCCACGUGUCACAGCUCCGGGAGCACCAUCGGGCCACCAUCAAGGUCAUUCGACGCAUGCAGUACUUUGUGGCCAAGAAGAAGUUCCAGCAAGCAAGGAAGCCCUACGAUGUGCGGGAUGUCAUCGAGCAGUACUCUCAAGGCCACCUCAACCUCAUGGUGCGCAUCAAAGAGCUGCAGAGAAGGCUGGACCAGUCCAUCGGAAAGCCCUCCCUGUUCAUCCCUGUCUCAGAAAAGAGCAAGGACCGCGGCAGCAACACCCUCGGCGCCCGCCUGAACCGGGUGGAAGACAAGGUGACGCAGCUGGACCAGAGGCUGGUGGUCAUCACGGACCUGCUCCACCGGCUGCUCUCCCUGCACCAGGGUGGCCCCCCUAGUGGGGGCGGGGCCCAAGUGGUCCAGUCCCGCAGCGAAGGUGGCUCUGUCCACCCCAAGCUCUUCCUGCCCGCCAACUCUCUGCCCACCUACGAACAGCUGACCGUGCCCCAGAGAGGACCCGAUGAGACAUCCUGAUGGGGGCUGGGCAGGGUGGGCCUGGGUGGGGAGGCCUGUGGAAGCCCAGCGGCCCUCCCCACCUCCCUCUUAGCAAGGUACCCACCUGGACCUGGCCACCUCCCCAAAGACCCUGGGAGAACGACGUGGCUCCCAUAUGGGAGCCAUGCCACCAGCAGAGCCCAUGCUGAGGGGCCAGGCCAGCCACCUCCUCCCCACCAAUGGGUACUAGGACUCAGCUGGGUGUUGGGCCCUCUUAGGCUAGUCUACCACCCCAACUGUGGUGACGGCCUCACGUGCAUGGCCGCUGGGGCACGAUGGUAGGGUACACCCAGGGCAUUGGGCCUGGCCUGGGCACAGAGAGCCAGGAUGCGGCCCAGGCCAAAGGGGGCCAGCCCGGUUAGAUGAGGGGCUUCCUGGGGGACACACAGGAGUCGCCUGGAUGGGGUCUGUGGGUCUUUGAGCCCUGCCUCCAAUUCAGGGCCCAGCAGGGCACAGGCAGAAUGACCAGAGGACAGCCUACCACCAGGCCUGAGAGCCUGGCUCGACUCUGGUUCUCUAGAGAUGCUGACCCUGGGGCAGGGGAUGGGGGUGCCCACCGCCCACUCUGGGCAGGCAGCUUCUCCCACCCCCUGUGGACAGCAACCCCUGCAUGUGGUCCCUGCCUGUGAUUCUCGCCUGGUCGGAGCAGCUGGACAGACCCACAGACGGAGCCACACACCCCUCACCAGCUGCCAAGCCAGGGGAUUUCCACGCGGGACGGGCUCCUCCGGGCAUCGCCGGCUGGUCUGCGGUGGCUGGGUCUGUUCUAAUGAGGUCACGGUGUGAUUUUGAUUGCUGAUUGAGCAAGCCUUCCCCAAUAAACACGGAGCGCCAUGGUGGAUCUUGGCCCUGCUCUCGCCUUGA